Messenger RNA from Puntigrus tetrazona (Sumatra barb), 2830 nucleotides. It is a transcript of the gene wdr5, whose product is annotated as WD repeat domain 5. The transcript has 14 exons. Bases 250 to 1254 code for a protein of 334 amino acids. The record is from RefSeq and is a predicted model, not a curated record. Gene Ontology annotation, cellular component: Set1C/COMPASS complex. Gene Ontology annotation, molecular function: histone binding. Lineage: Eukaryota; Metazoa; Chordata; Actinopteri; Cypriniformes; Cyprinidae.
UUGUUACUGCCACAUUACCGCCUGAGCCUGCGGUAGAGAGGCGCUGAUCCACCAUCGUAUUUAGCACGAUCACUAACACACUGCAUGACCAAAACGGCCUAUUGCGCGAUUCAUGAACAAAUCUUUAUACACAGCCAGUAGUGGACUCGUCCCAGAAGCUAAGAGCAGCUUCUAUUACCCCCUCAGCAGCCGCCGUCGGGUUGACGUUGAACUUGCUUCUGUAAACCCAUUCUCUCCAACUUGGUCGCCAUGGCAACUGAGGAGAAGAAACCAGACACAGAGGCUACUAAAACACAGCCGGCAUCAGCUGCCUCUGCCAGCCAGAGCAAGUCAGCACCAGUGAAGCCAAACUAUACCCUGAAAUUCACAUUGGCUGGCCAUACAAAAGCAGUCUCUUCUGUCAAGUUCAGUCCGAGUGGGGAGUGGCUCGCGAGCUCAUCUGCUGAUAAGCUGAUCAAAAUAUGGGGUGCGUAUGAUGGCAAGUUUGAAAAGACGAUAUCUGGACACAAACUGGGCAUCUCGGACGUGGCCUGGUCCUCUGACUCCAACCUCUUGGUCUCAGCUUCCGAUGACAAGACACUGAAAAUUUGGGAUGUGAGCUCUGGGAAGUGUUUAAAGACACUGAAAGGUCACAGCAACUAUGUAUUCUGCUGUAACUUCAACCCUCAGUCCAACCUCAUCGUAUCUGGAUCUUUUGACGAGAGUGUGAGGAUUUGGGAUGUUAAAACAGGGAAAUGUCUCAAGACGCUGCCAGCGCACUCAGACCCUGUCUCUGCGGUUCAUUUCAACAGAGAUGGCUCAUUGAUUGUUUCCAGCAGUUAUGAUGGACUUUGCCGUAUAUGGGACACAGCAUCCGGGCAGUGCCUUAAAACACUCAUCGAUGAUGACAACCCACCUGUGUCGUUUGUGAAGUUCUCCCCCAAUGGCAAAUAUAUUCUGGCUGCCACUCUGGAUAACACUUUGAAGCUUUGGGACUACAGCAAAGGAAAGUGUUUGAAAACGUAUACCGGCCAUAAAAACGAGAAGUACUGCAUAUUUGCUAACUUCUCUGUCACUGGUGGAAAGUGGAUCGUCUCCGGCUCAGAGGACAACAUGGUCUAUAUUUGGAACCUACAGACCAAGGAGAUCGUACAGAAACUACAGGGGCACACAGAUGUGGUGAUCUCAACCGCAUGUCACCCCACAGAAAACAUCAUUGCAUCAGCAGCACUAGAAAACGACAAAACCAUCAAACUUUGGAAGAGCGAUUGCUAAGCCUCAAGCUUAUUUUACUUUAUUAGUUUUUUUAUUUUAUUUUUUAUUUUGUACUAUUCAUUUUGUGUGGGGGGACUUUUUUUUUGUUUGUUUUUCAUUUGAAAGGUCAAGCUAGACCACUCACCCAGAAAUCGAGGCUCAGCAAGAGGACUGGCAAAAGAGCACUAGCCUGACACACAGCACCCUCUCCUAACACCUUUCUCAGCUCACGUGAACUAAAGCGGUCACUUUUUUUUCUCUCUCUACCCUGCCGCCGGCUCUCGUACAUCAGUUUAAGCAUCCAGCGAAACGUUUAACCAGUCUGUAAAUUUAGGCAGCUUUGUUUGAACUCCACAGACCUAUUAGGACAAAGAGAGUGUUCCUGUCUUUUUGUUUUCUUGUUGUUUUUUCUGUAAGUUUUGUAGAAUAACAUCUAUCCGCUAUCAGUGGUUUGCACACUUCCUGAUGCCAGCAGAAUGCCUUGGGCACAUUUUAAGUGGCCAUUUUAACAAAUGUUUGGAGUAUUAAAAUUUCUCUGCCUGUAUUUGUGGCAUUUAUACGAGCAGUUUGCAGCUUCACUCCAUUAUUUGGCCGAAAAGAGGUUUCAUAAAACGUCUCAGUUGUGAAUGCCUCGAACACUUACCUUGACUUACUAACGUAAAAUCAAACCUCUGUGUAUGAAACGUGUUGUCUGGCAAAAGGGUGUUUCGAACAUCCGCUGUUUUGUUUAUUUCUGUACAGCACAAAAAUGCAACUUAUAUCAGCGAUUAAAAGCAAUUCAUUGUGUUAUAGUUGCUAAGCUAGUUGUCAGACAUUGCUUAUGGUUUUCAGUGGCUUUCAGUGGCUCAAUGUCGUCUAGGCAGCGCUAACAAACUCUCUCUUUUGUUAUGUAAGCCUAUAGCCGUCGCAGACAUGAUGUAUGCCAAAACUUCUCUUUAUUCCUGCAGCUGUAACUACCUGUUCAUAUCAGUCUUGGUGCUUAUGAAAAAUAAAACUGUACAAUAUAUCUGGAUGGAACAGCAGUUUGGUCCGAGCUUUCGGAGAAAGUAUCACUUAAAAGAAAAGGUUUCUAGUAGACCUGAUUACACAAGCAGCAAAUGUUGACUCUAAAAUACAAAAAAAAGAUUUUUACCAGCUACAAUCUGGUAAAACGCGUUCAGUUUCGAAUUAUGCGGUUUUAAUUACAGAACUUAUGCAAGGAGGAGUGUUGCUGUGAAUAUGCCAUUACCUUAUAUCUUGUGACCAAAAGCAGUCUGGAUGUAUUUAGGGCCUUGAGAUGUUUCUGUAUCUGACACUUUGUACAUACUUGCAGCUUCUCUGUUCUUUGAUACGUUUACCUCUGUUCUGUGGUCUUAUUAACUAUGUGUCAAGUAGGUGAUAGUACUUUAAGAGUGUUUUAUUUUUCCUGCUCAACGUGGAUGAUGGUUUGGCAUCAACCCAUCCUCUGCCUCUGGACUCUCUCUCUGUUCCUUUGUUCUUGACCGGAUUUCAAGUGCACUGCAGUGAUGACAAGGGCCGCAUGAGGAACUCUUAUCUGUAUUGCAUUUAGUCACUUUGGACAUGACCUGUGACUCAAUAAAGAUUUUUUUUACCUGUA